AUGCCUGUUUCACAAAUGGCGUCGCUUCGCCGGAAGUCUUGCAGGCCAUGUGCUAAGUCGAAACGGCGAUGCACCCUCGACUUUCCCAUCUGCCAACGAUGCGUCGCCAGAAGAUUAAAGUGUGUGUAUCCUUGGGCUACGACGAAUUCAUUUAUUGCGAAUAGCAACACUUCCGGCACUGGCGCGAUAUUGGGCACUGCAGCCGCUACAUCUCAAGUCGACCAUAACCAUGAGAUCUGCAAUCCACAGUCGUUGGAGGCAACAUCAUCAACAUGGCUGACAAGCACCACAUCCAGCGACGACGCCGCGAUCAUUGGUCUUCCUAGUUAUAUGCCACUUUCUUUACAUAGUCUUGCCUCGCUGCCGAAACCAAUCUCUCCGGCCAUGCUGGCUCUCCUGCAAGAUCUCACCUGGCAGAAUACAGCUUUGUCGCCAAUGUCGGAGCUGGCCAUCGCCUCAUCAACGACAGACAUGGCUAUAAAUGCUGAUGUUUCUUGGGAUGAGGGCCCUAUUACUUCGAAUUCUUAUUACCAGCCACGUUGCGAGUAUGCAAGCCAACGAUUUGUCGCUCAAGCAAAUGCAUUGGCCGAGGUUGGACACACAACUUUCAUACACCACUCACAAAUCCCAACAUCUGCAGUUCUCCAAGACGCUCUAUCAUCCAGUGCAUUAAAUGCCAUGCGUAAUCCCUCCAACAGCGCCGUUGUGCGGAAUGUAAUCGGACAACGUGCUACCCUGCUGGUAGAUGCUGUUGACGCUGUAAUCACUCAGUCCGCGUUCACACAGAUCGACCUCUUACCGCCUAUACAGGCGUUGCUGAUCUACCAGAGCAUACGGUUAUUCUGUAUUAACGAUAUCUCCCAACGGUCGCAGGCGGAAGGACACGAGCUGCGGCUAAAAGCGUGGCUGCAGAUUCUACGCAGACAACUCCGACCCAUACGUGACAACUUGGACUGGGCGACUUGGGUGCGGGAGGAGAGCAUGCGACGAACAGUAUUUUUUGCAGAAAUGCUUAUUGCUGUACAUUGUUUUCUGAAGCACGGGUGGGAUAGAGCAGAAGCCCGCCUGGCGCCAUUGAGCUUCACUGCACAGGUAGCUUUGUGGGAGGCACAAUCAGCAGCGGAAUGGGAAAGGGCUUGGAUAGCGCUGCCGAGAAGGGAGAUUAGGAUGAUGACACUAGACCAAGAUCUGGCAUUGGUUACGCCUGCCGACGCAGAAGAGUCGACUGUUGUUUUGCGGGCAAUACACUAUGGCUUAGAUGAGGUGGGGAGGUGGUUAGGCGGCGAUGGAGAGGUUUUGCGACGAUGGGGGUUAAGGACGUGA
This is a messenger RNA of Pochonia chlamydosporia 170, 1323 nucleotides long. RefSeq names its product fungal zn(2)-Cys(6) binuclear cluster domain-containing protein. The record is from RefSeq and is a predicted model, not a curated record. Gene Ontology annotation, molecular function: DNA-binding transcription factor activity, RNA polymerase II-specific; zinc ion binding. The transcript has a single exon. Gene Ontology annotation, biological process: regulation of DNA-templated transcription. Bases 1 to 1323 code for a protein of 440 amino acids. NCBI's taxonomy places the organism in Eukaryota, Fungi, Ascomycota, Sordariomycetes, Hypocreales, Clavicipitaceae.